CGGAGCCGCGGCGGGGCGGGAGCUGCUGCCCGUACUCAAGAUGGCGGCCCCGGCGGGCGGGGCCCACGGCUCGGAGGCCGCGCGGAGGAGCGGCGGCAUGGCGGCGGCGGCCGAGGAGCCGAGUCGGGGGAGCAGUUGGUUCUGGUGGAAUUAUCAGGAAUUAUUGAUUCAGACUUUCUCUCAAAAUGUGAAAAUAAAUGCAAGAUUUUGGGAAUUGAUACUGAGAAGCCCAUUCUGCAAGUGGACAGCUAUGUCUUUGCUGGAGAGUAUGAAGUUGCCUUCAUGUUUUUCUGCAGACACUCUUGGGACCUGUGUUAUAUUUGAAGAAAAUGUUGAACAUGUGGAUGCAGAAGGCAAUAAUAAAACAGUGCUAAAAUAUAAAUGCCACACAAUGAAGAAGCUCAGCAUGACAAGAACUCUUCUGACAGAAAAGAAGGAAGGAGAAGAAAACAUAGGUGGUGUGGAAUGGCUGCAAAUCAAGGAAAAUGAUUUCUCCUGUAGACCCAACAUGAUUUGUAGUUUUCUGCAUGAAAAUGAAGAGGAUGAAGUUGUAGCUCCAGACCCAGAUAAAUCUUUGGAGUUGGAAGAGCAAGAGAUUCAAAUGAAAGAUAAUUCAAACCUGAGUUAUGAACAGGAGAAACCACCGAACUUGGAUAUAGAGGAUUCUGGUCCUCUUAUUGAUAUCCCUUCUGAGACAGAAGGCUCUGUUUUUAUGGAAACUCAAGAAACUGCCUUAGAAAUCACUCCUAGAUGAAAUGUUUCUCAUAAAAACUAGUCAUGAACUUUUUAGAGUUUUUAUAUAAAAUAACUGGCUUUGUAGUUUUCAGUUCACAAUUUUAUUAUUUUUGUUGGCUAUAUACACAUUUCCAAUUAUAAUAUAGUUUAAUAUACUAGAAUCAUUAAGGACCAGAUAUGAGUUUUUAAAAAUAUGGUUUCAAUGACUAUAGGGACCCUUCUGUGAUGAGUCCUUUAAAAUGGGGGUUUUACUAAGGUAAGUGUGAGUUUCUAUUGCAGCCAUCACAAAUUACCACAGACUUAGUGGCUAAAGUGUAUUAAGCUACAUAAGUGUAUUAUCUUAUAGUUUUGUAGGUCAGCCAUCUGAUAUGGGUCUCACCUGGGCUAAAAUCAAGGUAUUUGCAGAGCUUCAUUCUCUUCUGGACGUGGCGUGGGGGACUCCAUUUCCUUGUUCAUUCAGUUGUUGGUAGAAUUCAGUUCUUUGCAGCUGAAGGAUCACGGUCCCAUUUCCUUGCUGUUGGCUGAGAGCCAUGCCCAGCUUCUAGAGGCUGCCUGCAUUCCUUCACUCAUGGUCCCCUUCUCUUCAAAGCCAGCAAUGGUCAAGUCCCUCUCAGUCUUUGAAUCUCUCCUGCUUCUUCCAUAAUCUUAUUGAUGAUGGACCCUUCUGCCUUCUUUUAAAGGUCCAUUUGAUUACACUGGGCACAUAUGGGUAACUUCCCUAUUUUAAGGUCUAUAACCUUAAUUCCAUCUGCAAAGUCCCUUUUGCCAUGUAAUUUAAACAGGCAUAAAACUGAGAAUUAUGGCAUGAAAAUAUUUAGGGGGCCAUUUUCCAGUCUACCAAAGUCAGUAUUACUCCUGAGAAUAGAAAAAGAAUUCAGAAGUGCUUAAGGGUGAAGGUACAGUUCUGAUAUUCCAGCUGUAAUUUCACUUCUUUCCCACUGAAGAAAGAUGAUUGGAAUUCAGCUGUAACAUUCUACAAUGUUAUGGUGAUAACCUAGAUCUACCCUAGCUUGUAUUUUUUAAGUAGUCACAAACUUUGAUACAGGUUGAACUAUAUGAAAUUACCAAUAUUUGUUUCUACAGAACUCUGCAAUUUUAUAUGGUUUAACCUGGUACUAAUAAGUUAAAACACUCCUCACGUUAAUUAUAUCUCACAACUGUUGGAGGUGUAACUUUGUUGUGACAGAUUAAAGAACUAAUGUUCUAGGAUGAGGAAUUUUUUCCUUCAGUAGGUUUUGUAAAUUUUUACUGUUUAUUUGGAAAACAAACUUACCCUGAUUAAAAGCAUUUCCAAAUCAUAAGUGUGUAUCCUCCCAAUUUUUAUAUGACUUUAGUGUCAGCUUUUGUUUAAUCAAAAGCUUAUUUUUUUCUACCAAAUGGUAUGAAGUCUCUAUGUGGAGAGACUGCUAAUUACUUGAGCCAGCAUCUGGUCUUCCUUUAUUUCUUUGUAACAGAAUCCCAGAAUUUAUUCAGGUUAGCAGUGUGCCCAGCUUUCCUCAUAUAUAUGAAAGUGGCCGUAUUAUCUAGAUGUUAGUUCUUCCCAGCUUGAUCUAUACUUUCAAUGCAAUCCAAAAUAAAAUCACAGCAAGGUUUUUAUGGAUAUUGUCAAACCAACUCUAAAGUUUAUAUGGAGAGGGAAAGACCCAGAAUAGCCAAUACAAUAUUGAAGAACAUAGUAGGAGGACUUCACGACUUACUAUAAAACUACAGUAAUAGAGACAGUGGGAACUGCUGAAAGAAUAGACAAAUAGGUCAAUGGAAGAGAAUAGAGAGCCCAGAAACAGACAUACAUAUAGUAAACUGAUCUUAGAUCAAGGAGCAAAGGCAAUACAAUGGAGCAAAGAUAGUCUUUUCAAUAAAUGGUCCUGGGACAACUGAAUAUCCAUAUGCAAAAGAAUGAAGUGGGACCCCCCCCCCAUCUCUACUAUAUAUAUAUAUAUUUAUUCAAAAUGGACCAAAGGUCUAACUGAAUGUAAGAGCUUAAAAUGAUAAAACUCUUUGAAGAAAAUAUAGAUAUAAAUCUUUAGAGACUUCACUGGUGGCCCAGUGGUUAAGAAUCCGCCUGCCAAUGCAGGAGACAUGGGUUCAGUCCCUGGUCCAGGAAGAUCCCACAUGUUGCAGAGCAACUAAGCCCGUGUGCCACAGCAACUGAGCCUGCACUCUAGAGCCUGUGAGCCACAACUACUGAGCCUAUGCACCACAAUUACUGAAGCCUGCAUGCUCUAAGGUCUGCGUGCUGCAACUAUGGAAGCCCACGCGCCUAGAGCCCGUGCUCCCCAGCAAGAGAAGCCACCGCAAUGAGAAGCCCGCGCACCACAACGAAGAGUAGCCUCUGCUCACCUCAACUAGAGGAAGCUGGCGUGCAGCAACGAAGACCCAAUACAGCCAAAAAAAAAAAAAAAAUCUUUUAUUAUGUUGGAUUAGGAAAUGGCCUCUUAGAUGUAACACGAAAAUUGCAAGCAACGAAAAAAAAAAUGGAUAUAUUGCACUUCAUCAAAAUUGAAAAGUUUUUCGCUUCAAAGGACACUAUCUAGAAAAUGAAAAAGCCUAUUCAAUUGGAGAAAAUAUUUGCAAAUUAUAUAUCAGAUAAGGGACUUGUAUGUAGAAUAUAUUGGAAACUAUUACAACUCAACAAUAAAAAGACAACCCAAUUUAAAAAUGAGCAAAGAUUCGAAUAGACAUUUUCCUGAAGAAGGUAUACAAAUGGCCAAUCAGCCCAUGGAAAAAAUGCUCAAAAUCGUUUGUCAUCAGGGAAAUGCAAGUGAAAACCACAAUGAGAUACUACUUUACACCUGCUAGGAUGGCUUAAUGAAAAAAGAUGGACAAUAGCAAAUUUUGGAGAGGAAUGGAGAAGUUGGAACCUGUGAUUAAUAGAAUAAUGCUCUCCCCAAAAGAUGCCCAUGCCUAAACUCAGGGAUCUGUGAAUAUGUUACCUUAAUUGGCCAAAGGGAAUUUGCUAUAUGAUUAAGUUAAGGAUCUUGCGAUGGGGGUUAUUAUUGUGGAUUAUCCAGUUGGGCCACAUGUAAUCACACGGGUUUUAUAAGAGGGAUUCAGAAGUGUCAGAGUCAGAGAAAAAGAAGUUGUGGCAGUAGAAACAGAAGUUCAAGUGAUGCCUUUUGAAGAUGGAGGAAUACCAAGGAAUGCAAACAGCUUCUAUAAACUGGAAAGGCAAAGAAACAGAGUCUCCCUGGAGCUUCUGGGGGAAUGUAGCCCUACUGACAACUUAAUUUUAGACGUGUAAAACUAAUUUUAGGCUUCGGGCUUCUAG
Molecule: messenger RNA, 4003 nt
Organism: Balaenoptera ricei (Rice's whale)
Lineage: Eukaryota; Metazoa; Chordata; Mammalia; Artiodactyla; Balaenopteridae
Gene: GTF3C6
Product: general transcription factor IIIC subunit 6
Exons: 6
Coding region: 41-754 (237 amino acids)
Biological process (GO): transcription by RNA polymerase III
Cellular component (GO): transcription factor TFIIIC complex
Source: RefSeq, a predicted model, not a curated record